CAGGAAGUGACGAUACCGGGAGCCCCGCCCCGCCCCGGGGCUGCGGGGUGAGGGGUCGGUAAAUAGUGGUGACGUCACGCCGCCGAGAUGGCGGACGGGGAGGAGGCGGGCUGGUGGCGGGGCUGGCUGCAGCAGAGCUUCCAGGCCGUCAGGGACAAGUCCUCAGAAGCUCUGGAGUUCAUGAAGCGGGACCUGGCUGAGUUCACCCAAGUAGUGCAGCAUGACACGGCCUGCACGAUCGCCGCUACGGCCAGCGUGGUCAAGGACAAACUGGCAAGGGCAGAAGGUUCCUCAGGUGCGACUGAAAAGGUGAGGAAGGGAAUUUCUGACUUCCUGGGCGUCAUCUCAGACACAUUUGCUCCCUCGCCGGACAAAACCAUCGACUGCGAUGUCAUAACACUGAUGGCAACCCCCUCGGGGACCACAGAACCCUACGACAGCGCGAAGGCUCGCCUCUACAGCCUCCAGUCAGAUCCAGCCACCUACUGCAACGAACCCGAUGGCCCUGCUGAGCUCCUCGAGGCCUGGCUCUCCCAGUUUCACCUGGAGGAGAAGAAAGGGGAGAUUGCAGAGCUGCUGGCAACCAGCCCUUCCAUACGGGCUCUCUACACUAAAAUGGUCCCCGUGGCUGUUUCCCACUCUGAGUUCUGGCAGCGCUACUUCUACAAAUUGCAUCGCCUGGAGCAGGAUGAAGCCCGGAGGGAGGCUCUGAAGCAGCGCGCGGAGCAGAGCAUUCACCGGGAGGAGCCAGGCUGGGAAGAGGAUGAAGAGGAGCUCUUGGGGAUGUCCCCCCUGCCUUGUGCAAACGUGAAAUUUCCAGAAGCAGCAGAGAAAGCAGCUGCCCCUGCAGCCCCGGAGGGAAGCCACCCUGCUUCUCACAAGGGUCCCUCAGAGGAAGGCUGGGCUGUCCUCCCUCCUGAGCCAGCCCCAGCAGAGGGGAGCCCCUCCGAGAGCAGUGAGAGCGUCUCCCUUGUGACUCAGAUUGCAAACCCUGCCUCUGUGCCUGCCGCACAGCUACAGACUGGAGCACAGCCAGACGGGGCCAGAGACCUCUCCCAGAGGCUGCUGGAAGCCACUUCGGAAGAGCCGAGCUCUCUGCCAAAGCCCCCGGAACCUGGGCAUCCUCCUGCACCUGCCCGGGAGCCCGCAGCAUCCUCCGAGCAGCCGGCUGUUACAGAGCUCAGAGAGGUGGAGAGCAGAGCCCAGGGCAGGACAGAGACUCUGAAAGAGGAGGGACCAACAGAUCUGCGGAUCUUUGAGCUGAACUCGGACAGUGGGAAGUCCACCCCCUCCAACAACGGCAAGAAAGGCUCCAGCACGGAUAUCAGCGAGGACUGGGAGAAGGACUUUGAUCUGGACAUGACUGAAGAGGAGGUGCAGCUGGUGCUGUCCAAGGUGGAAGCCUCUGGGGAGCUUGAAGAUGAAGAGUGGGAAGACUGGGAAUAAACCACCUUCUUCCAGUGUGUCACAGGCUCAUUUCCACCAUCGAAUGUGAAUUAAAUCACGGACCGGCUGUUCCUUUGUGUGUAACUGUGCUGGGGAUCGCAGUUCCUGGCUGGAGGAAUUUCGUUCCUGCUAAAUCCUGUGGGCAUCUCAAAUGACCCCUUCAGACCUGGAGGAGGAGAAGGAAGCAGGAAUUUGCUCGUACACGUAGCUGCUAGGGAGUUCAUCUUCUCGGUAGGUCCUAGAGGCUGGCGAGGCCAAAACUGACUGCCCCAAAGGUGUCGGGUGGAGGCAGAUGCGAUGCAGGGAGGGGUCCCUGAGGUGAGCAGGCACUCGGGCACCCGGCAGGAUUGCUUGGUGCUGCCGAAUUGCCUGUUGGCUGAGUGUUUGCUUGUGUGUGUGUGUGUGUGUAAUCGAUGGUACAGCAGUUCAAAGGAUCUUGGGUGCUGCUCCCACUCGCUCACUGCUCUGUGCUGCUGGUCAGGCUGUCCCCAGAGAAAGCCCCCACGUGGGGAAUGGCCGGGGGCUGGAGACGCUGCAGGAGAAGCCCCAUUUGCUUUUUCACUCGUUGCCACAAAAAAGGCGGUUGGCUUGUGGCUUUGGCCCAGCGCUGGGCUGUUCUGGAAGGAGCCAAACUCCCUGCCAAACCCUGAGCUUCUGCCUGGCUUUUUGUCUUGGAAGCCUUUUCUGAUGGGAACUCCUCUUUGCUGCGGCAAGAGCAACAGCUCCUCUGAGAGCCAGGGCUCGAUGCUUUCCCCUUCACAGCUAGACCAGCUGUGCUGCCUUCCUCUUCUGCAUUCUAGGUACUUCUCAUUCAAUUCUCCAAGCAGAGUUUUUUGUGGCUUGCUCUCACUGAGCCCUUCUGGGCAGGCAGUGAUUUGGGGCAGCUUGGGAGUGGAACCUUGCGCUGCAGUGCCCUUGUUAAGCCCCGGUGUGGGCCACUGACGGCUUCAACACGCUGUGGUGCCAAGGCUCAGCCUCCUCCCAGCCCGGGGAGAGGCAGAAGCAUCCGAGCACAGAUGGCUCCUCUUGGUGUGUCUGCCCUCCUCACCUUCCAGCCCCACCAGGGUCACAAACCUCCCUGCGCUCACCUGGUUUCCCUCACCCAACCCCCUGUGACUGCUUGCAACGCUUCCUUCGGUCCCACGGCCUCUGCAGGCAGCUCCCUCGUGGUGCCACGAGGUGCUCCUCAGUGGGGGUCGCUAACACGAAGUUAUCCUAAAGGGGCAGAGCCCACGCUGCUGUUUUUUGGCCUUUUGGGUGGUGGUUUUAUAUGUGCUACUGUUGUCCUUCUGCCCCUUGCAGGGCUGCUCCAUGUGAGCUGGGGCUUUCCUUCUGUUUCUGGAUAGCAUUAGCCUAGGUACACUUGGAAGACUUGAUUUUAUUAUUGUUUUUUUUUUUUUCUCCGCACCAUUGGGGAGAUUCUCAAAUGCAGCUGCUCCCCUGGGUGGCUUGGUGGCAGCACCGACUUCAGGCCCUUACACGAGCUCUUGUCUGUGCUGCACAACCUGUGUGUGGGGUCCCGGGCAUGAGCUGCUGGUACACAGCAGAGCCUCUGAAACCUGCUGCAGCUUCGCCCUGGGGUGGGCUCAAGUAGCAGAAGCCCUUGUGAUGGAAGGUUUCUGCCAAGGGGUUGGGGCAGCAGGCUGAAGGCAUGAGUCACAGCGGCAUCCCUGGCCCAGCAGCAGAGCUUCAGGGUGCAGUGCUCUCACCUGUGUCAUUUUGUUUUGUUUUUCUUUUGUCAAAUUAACCAUGGGGUUGUCUGUGCAAUAUUCUCUGUUCUGAACUAUUCCGCAUCUCCCUGAGCCUUUUCUAGCUGGGGCAAAAACCAGGAACACUUCUAACAGCUGGUAGUUUUGUAACAAUGACUUUCUCCAAACCUUUUACAGACUUGCAGUUAACAGCAAUUAAAGGAAUUCUACAGAGUUG
Anas platyrhynchos (mallard) is the source of this 3372-nucleotide messenger RNA. RefSeq names its product BSD domain containing 1 (gene BSDC1). The record is from RefSeq and is a predicted model, not a curated record. NCBI's taxonomy places the organism in Eukaryota, Metazoa, Chordata, Aves, Anseriformes, Anatidae. Gene Ontology annotation, cellular component: cytoplasm.